AUGGAUAAAAUAUGUAAAAAUACCCCCUUUGUGCUUGUGAAAGCGGUUCUUCGGCCAGAGGCAGGAGUCAGUGUUGUUUUACGCAUGUGGAGGAAUGAGAAAGUCCUUUCAGAGAUGAUCAUGAGUGCAGGAGGCGUUGAUGAUCCGCUCCUCAUGACCAAAACCCCUCUCAGACCAUUGAGAAGCAUGGAUGAUUUCAGGACGCGCUUCAGUGCUACACACAACACGCUGCUCGGAGAGACUUUCACACGGCACACAAUUGCUAACCUGGCUAUUGGUGGACUUACAUCUUUGUUAGUCCUUGUAACUGUCAUCAGUUCAUUCGUCUUUCCUACACCUCCUCCAAUAGCAUUAAACAUCUUCUUUGUGGUCUGCAUCAUAAUGAUCUGCUCCUCUGUAUUAAUGCUGAUAUUCUGGUAUCGUCAAGGUGACCUGGAUCCAAAGUUCUGUGGUCUGAUUUAUUAUUCCACAGGUCUCGUUGUCCUUCUCUGUUUAUGUGCCAAUCUGUACUUUCACGAUGUCGGCAGAUAAAAGGAUUCACCACUUGAAAUAAGCGAAUCU
Messenger RNA from Danio aesculapii, 561 nucleotides. RefSeq names its product transmembrane protein 243, mitochondrial a (gene tmem243a). Lineage: Eukaryota; Metazoa; Chordata; Actinopteri; Cypriniformes; Danionidae. The coding region runs from base 1 to 531 and encodes 176 amino acids. The transcript is spliced from 6 exons. The record is from RefSeq and is a predicted model, not a curated record.